AUGACCAUCAACGACAAAGCCGUAAACCUUAUCAGCCCAGCCAGUGGUGUUUCAGGAAUUGGCCUAUCCGCAUACGAAUGGUGGAGCGAGGGCCUACAUGGUGUCGCUGGUAGUCCAGGCGUCCAGUUUCAAACCCCCAAUGGCUCCGACUUCAGCUACGCAACAAGCUUCCCUCUUCCAAUUUUGAUGGGCGCAUCGUUUGAUGAUGAUUUGAUUCAAAAUGUAGCAAGGGUCAUUGGAAAGGAAGCUAGGGCGUUUGCCAAUGCUCAAAAGGCCGGCUUUGAUUACUGGACUCCAAACAUUAAUGGUUUCCUUGACCCUCGCUGGGGACGGGGCCUAGAGACCCCCGGGGAAGAUAUUUUUCAUAUUCAGAACUACGUCAAGCAGCUAGUCCCAGCUCUUCAAGGAGUCGAUAACAAGGAAGAUUUGAGACAGAUUAUUGCUACUUGCAAACACUAUGCCGUCUACGAUGUGGAAACUAACCGAACUGGCCAGAACUAUGAUGUAACGCAACAGGAUCUUGGUGACUAUUAUCUACCUGCUUUCAAGACAUGUGCCCGCGAUGCGUUGGCCACAAGCAUCAUGUGCUCGUACAACGCUGUCGAUGGAGUACCCUCGUGUGCCAGCGAAUAUCUGCUCCAAAUGGUUCUCCGAGAUACAUGGGGGUUCACAGCAGCAGACAAUUACGUCGUGUCAGACUGUGAUGCUGUCAACAAUAUCUGGGAUUCACAUGGCUUCACCACUGAUGUGGAUAGUGCUGCCGCCGUGGCUCUUAAUGCUGGCACUGAUUUGAACUGCAACGGAGCUUAUAAAAACUUGGUCGGCUCCGUGGCAGGGAAUAUGACAACUGAAAGCGCCAUGGACCAGUCCCUGACCCGUCUUUAUCAUGCUCUCUUUAAGGUGGGAUAUUUCGACGGGGCGCCCGAUUGGGAUGGUUUUUCUUGGGCCGAUGUUAGUACUUCGGACGCCCAAACUCUCGCAUAUGAAGCUGCAGUGGAGGGUAUUACUCUGCUCAAAAAUGAUGGAUUGCUUCCUCUCAGUGCCGAUACCUACUCCUCGGUUGCCUUGAUUGGGCCAUGGGCCAAUGCAACCUCGCAGAUGCAGGGUAAUUACUACGGAGUUGCUCCAUAUCUGAUCAGUCCGCUAGAGGCCUUCCAGGCUAGCUUUGACAAGGUCCAGUAUGCUGAGGGAACAGCUAUAUCAGGAACAACUGACGCAGGUUUCUCUGAGGCACUUUCUGCGGCGCAGUCGUCGGACGCCAUAUUCUACAUGGGUGGUAUUGAUACAACCGUUGAAGCAGAAGGAAUGGAUCGUACAUCUGUUGAAUGGCCAGGAAACCAGCUAGAUUUAAUUUCUCAGCUCGGAGCUCUUGGAAAACCUCUUGUCGUUGUACAAUUUGGAGGAGGCCAAGUUGAUGACACUGUUUUACUACAAAAUUCGAGCGUUAACGCUGUUGUCUGGGCGGGUUAUCCAGGUCAAAAUGGUGGAAAUGCUGUCUGUGAUGUCCUGACGGGUAAGAAGGCUGCUGCCGGGAGAUUGCCUGUGACUCAAUAUCCUGCCGAUUAUACGAACGAAGCCAACAUAUUCGACCCUACAAUUCGUCCCAAUAUUACAUUUCCAGGCCGAACUUAUAGAUGGUACACUGGAGAGCCCGUUCUUCCAUUUGGCUAUGGACUGCACUACACAAAUUUCUCCCUUUCCUGGGAAACACAACCACAAUCCACUUAUUCAAUCCAGAACCUUGUCGAUAGUGGUGGAGAUGGCUCAGAUUACCUCGACCUUGCGCCUUUCGUGAAUGUGUCAAUCACUAUUAAGAACGCCGGUGGCCCGGCCAAUGUGGCCUCUGACUAUGUCGGGCUCUUGUUCCUUUCAUCAUCUAAUGCUGGACCGGAGCCUAUACCAAACAAGACGCUCGUAUCAUAUUCUCGAGCACACGAUAUCCCAGUUGAUGAGAGCCAGGUGCUUAGCUUACCGGUAACUCUUGGAUCCCUGGCCCGAGCAGAUGAGAACGGCGAUCUUACUAUUUACCCUGGUGACUAUGUAUUCUCUCUUGACACUGAUGCUGAGUUAAGUGCCGGGUUUCAGCUCACUGGGGAUUCUGCGAUUGUCGACACAAUUCCACGGCAGGCUGCUCAUACCCCGCGUUCUUCAAAUCCUCUUUGCCAAUCAAAAUAUCUAGGAGUUGCUGAAUCACAAACGAUGUCAACUGCAAUGUUAACCGUUGCCCUCGCAGGCUCUUGUCUUGCACGUACUUCAGCGACCUUCAAUUGGGAUUCUACGAAGCAUCUGGUUGCAUUUGGAGACUCAUAUACAUACGUCCAGGGAACGCAUGGAUACCCAGACUACAGCUUCAUUGGAGACUACUUACCUGGACAAUUUGCCUUUACACCCGAGGACUUGCUUUCGAACAAGAUUGUCCAGAAUUUCUCCGGAACAGCAGAAGGAGGUCCUAAUUGGGUUGAAUAUCUGACCGGAUGUGCUCUUGAGGAGGGACUAACGAGUCCUGAAACAUGCAAACUGCAGCUGUGGGAUUUUGCAUUCGCUGGUGCGGAUAUUUCCCAGGAAUUCACACCGCUUCAUCAUAAUUUCACGAUUCCACUCGUCAAUCAAACCAAACAGUUUCUCACUUAUGCCCAACCUGUCCUGUCUAAGCAGAAAUCAUUCAACUUAAACCAAGCCUUGAUUGCCAUUUGGAUCGGAAUCAACGAUAUCGGAGACUCGAGCAAAUACAACGUGUCAUUUCCCAACUUCUAUGAGAAGCUUUGGGAUACUGUCUUUACUGAAAGUGUGCAGCCUCUCUAUCAUGCUGGCUAUCACAAUUUUCUCUUCGUCAAUCUUCCACCUCUAGAUCGCGCUCCGGGAAAUGUAAAUUCAGUGAGCCCGCUUCCAAACAAGACGAUGAUAGGUUGGUUCAACGACGAAAUAGAACGACAUAGCACGGCAUUCGGCGCAGCUCACCCGGAGGUAAAGUCCAUGGUUUUCGAUGCGACAACUUUGUUAAAUUAUGUCCUGGACAAUCCCAGCAAAUACAAUAUUCGUAAUACCACCUCCUAUUGUUCUGGAUAUACGGAUCCAGAUGUUGUGGUCGACCCCGGAAAAUACGGCUGUAUUCCAAUUGAAGAGUAUUUCUGGUUUAACACAGGCCAUAUGUGA
Molecule: messenger RNA, 3153 nt
Organism: Talaromyces rugulosus
Lineage: Eukaryota; Fungi; Ascomycota; Eurotiomycetes; Eurotiales; Trichocomaceae
Exons: 4
Coding region: 1-3153 (1050 amino acids)
Biological process (GO): xylan catabolic process; arabinan catabolic process
Cellular component (GO): plant-type cell wall
Molecular function (GO): hydrolase activity, acting on ester bonds; alpha-L-arabinofuranosidase activity; xylan 1,4-beta-xylosidase activity
Source: RefSeq, a predicted model, not a curated record